CAAUCACACACCCACCCCAAUCAUACACACACCCACGCAGACGCACAUCUCACACGCACGCCCUGCCGCGAACAGGCGGAGCUAUUCGAGCAGUGCUUCAUCACACCGGCACACACACAGAGACACACACACACCCAGCCCGCCUGCACGCUCACUACAGCCCGCGCUGCGCAUGCACCAUCACGCACCGCCCUUGCUCGCUCCGCGCACAUCAUCGUCGUCGUCUGCACCAUCAUCUCGCAUCGCCAUGGCUGCCACCGCCGCCCUUGCUCCGUGCGCAGGCGAGGAGCGGCGCUCGGUGCUGUCGCUGCUGCGCCAGGCGCAGUGCCGCUACGAGAGCCUCAACAUAUCGGACGACGUGUUCGGCGAGUCGGGGGACGACGCCACGGACGGGGGCGACAGCAGCGCGGGGAACCCCUUCUACAGCUCCUCCGACAGCUCCUCGGAUCGCGGCGGCGGAGGCGCCGCCGCCGUGGCCGCCGCGGUGGCGGAGGCGGCCGGGGGAGACGAGGGCGAGGCGAGCGAGGCAGCGGAGGACGCGGGGUUGUUCUUCAGAAACCCGCUGGCCGAGGAUGCCGAGGAGAGGGGAGAUGACGGGGAGAGGGAGGCGGAGGAGUGCGGAGAAGACGGGUGGAGCAGCUGCCUGCGGGACGCGGCGCCUUUCCCUGAGUUCACGGGGAGCUGCGGCCCCACGCUGCAGAUGCCCGCGUCGGCCACUCCGGCGGACUUCUUCCAGCUGUUCGUGCCCGAUGGCCUCCUCAAGAUCAUGGUUUCCCAGACGAACGCCUACGCUCGCAAGUUCCAGGAGCGCUUCGGGCAGGAUCCUGCCUGGCACGAAGUGGACGUCGCCGAGAUGCGAGCCUUCCUUGGCGUGGUGGCCUCCACGGCGACGCACCACUGCGAGUCGGUGCUCAGCAUCUGGGGUGGCGGUUUCUACGGCAACCGCAGCGUGGCGGUGGCCAUGACGCGCAUUCGCUUCGAGAAGCUGCUCAAGUACUUUCACGUGGUGGCGUUCCGCUCCGCCCGCGAGGACCUGCCGGGCCUCUACAAGGUGCAGCCCUUCCUCGACUCGCUCAAGUCAUCCUUCGAAGCUUCCUUCAUGCCCUCCCAGACGCAGGUGCUGCACGAGCCGCUGAUCGAGGAGGACCCCACCUUCCUGGCGGCGUGCGCCAGCGGCGGCUGCGCGUCCGAGGGGGGUGAGCGGCGGCGUAGGAAGAAGCGCAAGUUCGGUCUGUGGGUGCGGCAGUGCUCGCAGACAGGGUUCAUCUGCCAGAUCCACGUGCAUCUUAAGGAGAGCGGCAGCAGCGGCUCGGACUGCCUCGACGCCUUCCGCAGCAAGUCCCAGCUGCACGGCCUGGUGGCCAGGAGGCUGUGCCACAACCUCCCCCCGAGCGGCUACGUUAUCUUCUGUGGGCCCAGCAUCACCAGCCUGCCACUCUUCCAAGAGUUCCAGGAAAAGGGCAUCCACUGCUGCGGCCUGCUGAGCCCACGGAAGAGUGAUUGCACGGGAUUGCCCCGCAUGGCCCUGACGGGGCCGAAGCACCCGCUGGCUCGUGGGCAGCACAGCGCCCUCAUCAAGGGCAGCACCUCCUUGCUCUGCUGGUCCAACAAGAGCCUCUUCAGAUUCCUAACCAACGCCUACUCGCCACUCAAGCAAGGAGCCAUCAUCAAGCGCAAGGGUGGACACCUGAUGGAGGUGGCUUGCCCACAAGCUGUGGAAGCCUUCGCCGCUCACCUGGGCUACAUCUGUAAAUAUGACGACAAAUAUAGCCGGUACUUCAUAUCGCACAAGCCCAACAAGACGUGGCAGCAGGUGUUCUGGCUGGCGCUCAGCAUCGCCAUCAACAACGCCUACAUCCUCUACAAGCUGUCCCCUGCCUACCAGGCGCAGCGCUACGGCCGCGCGCAAUUCGGCGAGCGGCUCGUGCAGCAGCUGCUGCGCAUCCCCGAGGCCAACGGCCCUGCCACGCCUUCCCCGGGCACGGGCGACGCUCCGGGGAGUACGGCCGCUCCGGGGAGUACGGCCGCUCCGGGGAGUACGGCCGCUCCGGGGAGUACGGCCGCUCCGGGGAGUACGGCCGCUCCGUAGACCGGUGGCUCUCUCCGAGGGAUGCAAGGUCCUAUGGACUAUUUUCGGUUUACCAGUGCUUGUCUUAUUUUCCCGGGAUUAAAAGCGAACGUAAAAAAAUGUCCGCGCCGCCGCUUGGGUGGCACGUGCGGCGCUGUGCGAAGCGCGGAGUCUUCGUCGCUCUGCCGCGUCUGGGAUGCAACGCUUAACGGGCAGAGAAGCUAUCGCCAGGUUUACAAUUAUACCAUGCCACGUGCGACUGACAGGGAGCUCGUUCUCUCGUGUUGUCUUGCAUAUCCAACUCUUUAUCGCGUGCUCUGCGUUUCUCUGAAUUCCCAUUCUGGGUCCCAAAGACAUCUCGGCUCGGUGGAACUAGCGGCCGUGUGUUUGUGUCGUGAUUGAAAACUCGUCUGAGAGGUUUUUAGUAGAGGCUGGAUAUAAACACACACCUCGGGUGGCAAGGCCACGUGUGCUUAUAUCCAAAAUAGUGUGCUUGUAUCAGAAGCCGUUCCCCACCUGCCUCUCAUCAGUGUAACGUAAGGAUGUCUUUAUUUAUUUACACUUGUGAAUAUUAUGGUCCUUGUUUACCCAGGAAAGCCUCACUGAGUCUCAAGACUCCAGGAGGGUCCUGCCAAGUUUGCACAGUAGGGGGCGAUGUUGCUGUGUGUGGUCCCAAUUGAGUCAUUUGCAGGUAAUUGUUCAGCAUUGGGAUGUUUGACCAAUACCGGUGGCGUUGUGUAGUUUAUUUUCGGCGAUUGAAAGAAACCAGAGAACCCAGAGAGGGGGGAUACCCAAUGUAGAAACGAGGGAGAACACACAAACUCCACGCAGAAAGCCACCAGAGUCAGAUAUGUAACCCAGGCCCUCCUUGCUGUGAGGCACAAACGUUACCACUGUGCCACUAUGCUGCCCUUAUACCAGAAUUGUGUUUUAUAUAAACCGUCUACUGGAUUGAUAAAUAAUGUUUUUGUUAUUUCAAUUUUUUUAUAAUUACAAAAAUAACUCAGAAAUGUGUACAUCAAUUGCUAGAUGAGGCCCUCCCUAUGCCGUUUCAGUGACCAGGUUUGUUUGACCAUACUUUACCAUGCCGGUUGGUGCAGUGCAUUGAAGUCGCCAGCUGUUUGCACGGUGCACGAACCGUUGUCCCACUACUCCCCACGCGAUUAUAUUUGUUUAGGCAAUUGACGCAAAAUCUAGCGUUGAGGAAGUACGUUGGUUCUGUGAGCGCGGCAGGAGAGCAAGACGUCACGGCGGCCGGCAAACCCGAUGAUCACCUUUGCAUGCCGAGUCUACGGUGCAUGGCACGGAGAGACGCUAUACCCACACGAUGCGCCACAGGCGGUACCUGUCUGGUGGUGAUCAUGGACGACUGCACGAGAGGGCUGCAGGCGAGUGGUAGCGCGUGCGUGUAGGGGGCUGGGCUCUCCCAUUUUUGCAAGUAAUCGAUGACAGAAUUAUUGGUCCGAUUAUAAAUCGGAUAAAAUUAUGAAUAUUGGAUUUCCACUUUUCUUCUAUCCUAAGUGGAAAAUGCCCCCAUAACGCAUCUACAGUAACGUCAAAAGCGCCCCUCUUCCAUGUCAGAAAACGCCUUGCCUUGAGAUUCUAGUGUGUGUGUAACACAAAGAUACUUGCUAACAGCACUUGCCCUAACAGCCUGUUACAGGCUAUGCGGGGGAUCUUUGUCUUUACGCAUUAGCGUGUGAUCCCUGCACUACGGUCAUCUGGACCUCGGUCUCCACUGCGUCCUGUGGCUCUGCCUCGUGGUGUCACCGUGGGCCUCUCCAUGAGUGAGAGGCCGGGCAGUGCAGUCAUGUGGGGCGGGAGGGGGGGGGGCGACUCUGCCCCCCACCCCAUGCCACCACGCGGUGUCUGCAGGGCGCUCUGAAGCGAUUGUCGGCCGUGCCGCGAUCACUGUGGCUUUGUGGCUCACAGCUGAUGUCAUUGUCCCUGCAAGUCCUAAAUUUGAACAUUAACCUCAAAAUUAAAUUGUAAACAUGAAUAAUUGCCACUAAAGAACUCUGCAUAAUUACGUGUGAGCUUGCCAACAUGGUCGUUAAUUUCUAAAUGGGCUCUUCUCACCUCGUUAACUCUGAGACCAUUCAUCAUCAAGGCUGGCCUGAGGCGUCAAUACUCUCACGGUCUCGGGAGGCAACAGCAGCAGUCCGUGCAGUGCCUGCGCCUCAGCCAGCCUCAUCAUCAUCAUCAUCUCCCCAUGGCUGAUGAUGAAUCCAGACACACCGAUACUCAGCACUCCCCCUUUGUUGUAUGUUGAACUUCUUUCGCACCAUAUGGAGCCAACCGUGAUAAUCAGGUGCGGGGGAAGCGCAACAAAAUAAACACAAAAAGCUGUUUGAAAACAUUUCUUUAUAUCUAGAUUUAAAAGUGCUGCUAAUUUCGCGGGUUUGUUUAUGCUUCUUUAAGUCUGUUAAUUUAUACAGGUGCCCAGUGCCAUGGUUUUCAAUUCGAAGAUAAAACAUUUAGAUUUUUUUUAAUGAAAAAAAAUGUGUAUCCUAUACCGUGUGAUUUCCCAAAAAAUCAAGUCUCUGUUGUACAUUGUACUCGAGUGGUGACCGUGUUCGUAAUGUCCUCUGUGGAAGGGAGUAGUGCGGCUCAUGCUGGAGUGCCACCCUCGCUCGUUCCGCGUGGACGCAGAAUCGCUGGAAGCCGCGCCUGUCCCCCUCGUGGCAGAAGCGACGACGUCCCCUGCGGCCGCACCACGGCACAGCGAGAGAGACCGCCGCUCCACACGUGACUGCCACAUUCAUCAUUACUGCUGCCUCAUAAAAAAACACACAUGAGGUGGUAGGGUAGUGGCACAGCGGUUAGCGCACCGCACUACGAACCCGCUGGCCUGGGUAUGAGCCCCGGCCGCUGCUCCCACAGGUGGCGAGUCAUCGCUCGCACCCCUUCACAAAUCCACUAUGACCAGCAUGGUGAAGUAUGGUCAGUCACCCCCCCCCCUCAAUUACACGAUGUGGGGAGGUCUUCAUCCAGUAGUGGAUUAACAAAAGGCUGUAAACUUAUUUUCAUCAUCAUGAUAAAAUUAUGAUGAUAAUCUCAAGUGUUGGGUAGUUGCUUUAUUUGGUGUAGAACGGCAGGGACAUUGCCCUAAGCAUUUGCCCAUUACUUCUGCCCGCUCUAUUGCACAGUUACUGAUCUAUAUCGCGAAAUCUAAUAUAUCCACGACUGCCAAUGCAGUUCCCUUACGGAUGUUUUGGUUUAAUGUAUAGCAUUUCAAUAUCGGGGCACGAGCUGGGAAAGUGUGGAGCUAAGAUGCAUAACCACGAGACCAAGCAGGCUCCACAGGCGAGGGGACAUUGGUCAGCGUGCACGUGUCUCAGCGUGCACGUGUCUCAGCGUGCACGAGUCUCAGCGUGCACGUGUCUCAGCGUGCACGUGUCUCAGCGUGCACGUGUCUCAGCGUGCACGUGUCUCAGCGUGCACGUGUCUCAGCGUGCACGUGUCUCAGCGUGCACGUGUCUCAGCGUGCACGUGUCUCAGCGUGCACGUGUCUCAGCGUGCACGUGUCUCAGCGUGCACGUGUCUCAGCGUGCACGUGUCUCAGCGUGCACGUGUCUCAGCGUGCACGUGUCUCAGCGUGCACGUGUCUCAGCGUGUCGGUACUUGUCCUGCCGACAAUGGAUAUGCGCUCGUCGGCGAGGAUCGGUGUGGAAAUCCGAGAUGGGCACCGCGCGUUGUUCCUGACUCCAACCCCGAGGGAGGUGGUGGCUCGGCGUUGCCGCUCGGUUGUGCGGCCACGACGCCUCGAGAGACGCUCGCAGCGCCGGCCCGUGUCGCUGCAAUAAAGGAGCUUGGCUAGUCCACACUCGGUGCGUGUUGCCGUGCGUCGCCGCACACUUCGUUAGUGAACCGCACAUGUAUUUUGCACUUGAUGUUACACACGUGUAACAUGUUACAACGUCCGUUGGCUGGCGCUCUUCCAAUGUUAUAGCCAUGGCUACCAAAGUAAGCUCAAUGUGGGUGUUUGUCACGGAAAGAGCACAUGAAUUAAUUAUUGCUGCCGGGGGUUUGCUUCAAUUGCGAGCAAUACCCUCUGCGGUUGAGGCCUUGGCAAUGCAACCCGAGUGCUGAAUGUGCUGAUCCAAACACAAAUCUCUCCAUUGGUAACAGCAGGGAGAGAGAGAUCACCUGGCGGGGAAUUGUCCACCACGACGCUGGCAGUAACCCACGAGCGAGUUGGUCAGCCUCAAGUCGUGAAAAUGGUGAAUGCGGUACGGCGCAUUAGAUCGUUGUUAUUAUUAUUAUCCACAAGCAGUUGGAGUCAAUUUUGUUCGGUUUUGUGAUUUUAACAUCUCCAACGUUCACCUAUUUCAUAAUGAUCACUUCAAACUUAGUUUUUACCCAACAUGCACUUUACUAUUUUAACAAAACGUUGCAUCAAAUUACACAUUAAUUUGUUGUAUAUGUAAGCCUUGCUCACUACGGAGAUAAUCUUUGGGUCUUUCGGUAAAGUCACGUAGAUGGGUUGAAAGAAAAUAACAAAAAACUACGACGUUUCCAUCACAACACAAGCGGUCGUCAUCAGGAGGAAAGACAAUCGUUUGUGUUGUGAUCGCAACGUAGUAGUUUUGUUUAUUUUAUGUUUAUUAUUUUUUAUUAAUUUGUAUCUACGUGACUUAUCCGAAAGAGCCAAAGAUUAUACGGAGAUGUUGUUAGUUUUGCCAUCUUGUUUAUGUUCAAGAGAUGCAAACAGGAAUUAAAUGUGGCGCUAGUUUUAUUCUCCUGUUCCACUCGUAAGGAAAACGAGCCUUUAGUCCGUCCAAGGACGGGUGCAUUGUAGUAAAUGUGAAACUUGCAAAGGAAAAUCAGACCGUGACGUCAUAUAUAUUCAUUGCAUCAAUUCGUGUGCAAUUUGUCAGGGCGCAGUGACAGACUUGUUUCGUCACCUGAAGAAGGCCACUUGUGUUGUGACCGAAACGUCGUGAGAAUAUUGUCUUAUUUUGUUUUAUUGUUUUAAUCUCAUUCUACGUGACUUUACCGAAAUAACCAAGAAGACUUAUUUCAUUU
This is a messenger RNA of Petromyzon marinus (sea lamprey), 7096 nucleotides long. RefSeq names its product piggyBac transposable element derived 5 (gene PGBD5). Gene Ontology annotation, molecular function: transposase activity. Lineage: Eukaryota; Metazoa; Chordata; Hyperoartia; Petromyzontiformes; Petromyzontidae. Gene Ontology annotation, cellular component: nucleus. Gene Ontology annotation, biological process: non-replicative DNA transposition. The record is from RefSeq and is a predicted model, not a curated record.